Molecule: messenger RNA, 570 nt
Organism: Aspergillus niger
Lineage: Eukaryota; Fungi; Ascomycota; Eurotiomycetes; Eurotiales; Aspergillaceae
Exons: 4
Coding region: 1-570 (189 amino acids)
Source: RefSeq, a predicted model, not a curated record
AUGCCGAGAAUAAUUGACAAGCUUUGUUGGCCAAUUUCUUUCGGAGGCGGAACGGAGGCUACGCUGGAAUACCUAUCUUACCCAGAAUUGACAUUCCGCUUCCGCCUCCGUGGAGGUUCCGACGUUAUUAAAUGCGACGAAGGUCAAGGAUGUGCUAUUGCUUAUUACGUUACCACGCAAAGCAUACCUCUUAAGCGGCUGACGGGUAAGACCCCGAUGCAUCCGUUCCUCGGUAUUCCUUCCUCCGAAGAAUUUUCCCCUUUGUUGAUGAGCGUUGCCUCUCAAUGCGAUUUGCCGUUCUAUGCGAUGAGGAGUGGAAGAAUGGAUAGCAUCUUUAGUCAUACUCUGGCUGUGCCGUCUGCUUCACAUGGAGGCCAACUCAUGCGUGUUGCAACUUCCAUGGUAUAUAUAUUAUGUUCUUAUUUCUACCUACUCCGGCUUAGACAAAAGAUUUUUUUUGUAGACUGUUGCAAGAAGCCCAGGGCUCGGUACGGAGGAAAGGAAUUUGAAGAAUCCAGCAAUAUAAUUUUAGUUUGUCGACAUAUUUCUACCAAAGAUAGCGGCUCCUAG